Molecule: messenger RNA, 1116 nt
Organism: Penicillium olsonii
Lineage: Eukaryota; Fungi; Ascomycota; Eurotiomycetes; Eurotiales; Aspergillaceae
Source: the annotation of a GenBank genome assembly
AUGCCCCGGAAAGUCCAGAGAUCACUGAUUCAAGUGAUCUGUUUCUUGGUCGUCCUAUGCGUCAUCAUCUUUUUGAACCGGCCCCAGGGGACCACCAAGACCUUCUCAUGGGCCCGCAUUCGCUACAAAACUUCAUCCUCUAUCAUCCCUGAAGCCCGCGGCAUCUGCCCAGGUCUAGCAGGAUCGACCAAACCAGCUCUGGUCGUAUCACAUGUUGUAGCAGAUGGGGACACAUCCUGGCUCGACUCUCUAUCCCCUAACUAUCAUAUCUGCAUCUACAAUGUCGACGCCCCAGCAGACAAAUCCUCCAAGGUCCUGCAAGUCCCUGCAAACAGGGGCCACGAGGCAAUGGCCUAUCUGACCUUCCUCAUCGACAACUAUGCGGACAUCCCCGCCGCGGGAGCGGUUUUCGUUCAUGGCAAUCGCUUCGCGUGGCAUAACGAUCACCCCGAGUAUGACAAUGUCAAGCUCCUGCGGGCGCUGGAUGUUAAACGCGCCCUGCAACCAGUCGGGUAUCACAAUUUACGCUGUGAUUGGAGCGCCGGCACGUGUCCUGCGUCGGUUCCCGCGCAGGGUAGUCUCGAGAUGAGGCUCUCGUCGACGGUUUCGCCGUGGAGUGCGCGCGCUGCAUCGGAUCUGGCUCUUCCCAAGGCACUGCGCCAUAUUUUUGGUGAGGAGGCCGGCGAGGAGGUCGUGCAGCUUGCGCGAAAUGAUGCGGUGCGCGCGCAGUGCUGUGCCCAGUUUGUCGUUGCGCAGGAGCGCGUGUGGCAGCAUUCCAGGGAUGAGUACAUUGCGCUGCGACAGUGGUUGCUGGAUGGGAGUGAUGAUGGAGUUGCGAGGAAUCCUCAGGGUGGUUCGAAGGCUGCGCCUGGUGAUGAUCGGGUUGCCGGUAGGAUUGUCUCUUAUCUUUGGCAUAUUCUAUUUGCGCGACUAGGGGAGAACGGGAUUGAUCUCGAUGGCUUGAAUCGGGAUUCUUGUCCGAGCGCGGAAGACUGCUAUUGUCGGUUGUAUGGAAAAUGUACUUUGACCUGCAGGAAACCGGGCAGCUGUCAAGGGCAGUAUGUGGUGCCGAAGUAUUUCAAGCUUCCUGAGGAUUGGGAGCAGACGCAUCCAUGA